Molecule: messenger RNA, 1775 nt
Organism: Bursaphelenchus xylophilus (pine wood nematode)
Lineage: Eukaryota; Metazoa; Nematoda; Chromadorea; Rhabditida; Aphelenchoididae
Source: the annotation of a GenBank genome assembly
AUGGGGGUAUUUGUAUGAAAAAUAUAUUAAAAUUUGAAAUUUUUAUGUUAAUUUAUCCAUUUUCAGCAACAGCAGCUGAUAAAACAGCUUCAAGAACAGCAUUACGAACAAUAUAUGGCCCAAGUCUACGCUCAACAGACCCAAUCCCAAGCCGAGAUGUUGGAAGCAACCAAUGGCCGCAACUCGGACAACUCUGACUCGGAAUCGGGCCCGAAACCAGCCGAAUCCUAUCUUCAGGAAGGCCUGGAACGCCCCAAAGAAAAGGUCGAAGACGAAGAAGGAGACGAUUCGGAGGUCUCGGAAACCGAAAUUCAUCAUGAAUUGGAACAGUGUAAGUGGAAAUGGAUUCGUUUUUGAGAGGAUUCGAUCAUUAGCAGAAUUUUUAGCGAUUUUUUUCACAGAAAAACAAUAUUUUUUGAUGAUUUUUGACAUUUUCUGCGGUUUUCACGGUUUUUGCACCUUGAACUUUUUCUUUUUUCAAUUUGAUUUUGACUAUUCUUUCGAUUUCUACUACUUUUCGACACUUUCACGCACAUUUAUUUUCUAUUUCUAUCUUUUAGUGCCCUCCAUCCACGGCCAAAUGGGCCUUUUCUGCCACUGUAAGCAAAACUUGUGUGUAGUGAUUAUGUUGUAAUGUAAUGUGGAGUGUGCGGAGAUUUUUGUAGCGGUUGAGAGAGGGUUGACGGUGUUUUAGGGGGAUGAUAAAUUCGGUUUCAAUUUUUGGCAUGUAUAACAUAUUUUUUUUUUUUUUUUUUUUUUUUGAAAAUGAUUUUUGAAGUUUUGAGAGCGGUAAAAAGGUCGAUGGAGUGUUGUGAUGUUGUGCCGUGGCUUUCUAGAUGGUUUACUAACUUUUUCACAACACCUUUUUUCCAUUUCGACGUUCUAUACGGUGUUUUCAACUCUUAAAUUAAGGGAAAUUGUACUGGCUGUUAAUGUAAAAUAUGGUGUAGAAUGUCCGGCUUUUCUUGGAACAAUUUCUGAUCAUAAUUUUUUUGUAGCCAACCCCCAAAUUGCGCCGGCUUCGCUUUGGAAUAGCAAAGGCAUCGAGGAAUUCAAGAACAAUAUCAAAAAAGAAGGCCCCGAAGGCAUAAUCAAGGUGGGGCACGGCGAAACGGUCACAGUCCGAGUGCCCACGCACGCGGAAGGCACUCAUUUGUACUGGGAAUUCGCCACCGACUACUAUGACAUCGGGUUCGGAGUGUAUUUCGAGUGGACGGUGGCGGAGUCGAAUCAAGUCACGGUCCAUGUGUCCGAAUCCGACGACGAAGAGGACUACGAUGAAGAGGCCGAGGCUGUAGCGGUCGCUGCUUCGUCGCCGAACGAUGUGGAAAGCGGCGCACCGGCGGGAACAACUCCCAAGCCAAGGGAUCCAAAUAAGCCCAGAAUCGAUGAAGUUAUCCCGGUUUACAGACGGGAAAGCCAUGAAGAGGUAGGUUCAGGGCAUCAGGAAGACUUGUAGCGGUAUUAGGGUGAACCAAAAUAUUUUUCCGAUUUUUUUUUUUAUUUUUUUUUUUGUUUUUUUUUAGCGAAAGAAGGAUUUUUAUAUGAAUGUAUUAUGUAUAUUUUGAAGGUCUUGAACUGCUUUGUCGUAAUAUAUAUUUAAACUAGAGAUGGUUUAUAAUGAGAAUUCAGCAAUAUUUAUAUCAUUUUAUCUCCAGGUCUACGCCGGCAGCCACAAAUACCCCGGAACUGGCGUCUACCUCCUGAAAUUCGAUAAUUCCUACUCCCUCUGGCGCUCAAAGACCCUCUACUACCGAGUAUUCUACAGCAAGUAA